UUAUGUAAUGCUUCAGUACACCAAAAUCAAACCAAACACAUUGUGCAUGCCUUCCUUCAUUUCUUUCACAAUCAUAAACUAGCUAGCUCAGCUCGCUUCACUACUGACCACUAAGCAAGCCUUCAAUGGCAUCUGAAAUGACACCACCUGCAGAACUCGAACUUCCGGGAUUCCGAUUCCAUCCCACAGAGGAAGAGCUUCUCGAGUUCUACCUCAAGAGCGUGGUGUUCGGAAAGCGAUUGCGCUUCGAUAUAAUCGAGUUUCUGAACAUCUACCGUCAUGAUCCUUGGGACUUGCCUGGAUUGUCAAAGAUUGGAGAAAGGGAGUGGUACUUUUUCGUGCCCAGGGACAGGAAGCAUGGGAGUGGAGGAAGGCCUAACAGAACCACUGAAACUGGGUUUUGGAAAGCGACUGGUUCCGACCGCAAAAUUGUGAGCUUAUCUGAUCCGAAGAGGAUUAUCGGGUUGAGGAAGACUCUUGUUUUCUACAAAGGGAGAGCACCAAGAGGAACCAAGACUGAUUGGGUCAUGAAUGAGUAUCGUUUGCCUGAUAACUGCAAAUUGCUCAAGGACAUAGUACUGUGCAAGAUAUAUAGGAAGGCAACUUCCUUGAAAGUGCUAGAGCAAAGGGCAGCAAUGGAGGAAGAGACGAAGAUGGGCUUUCAUGCCAAUUCCCCUAACAUUUCCUCGUCCCCUCCAACGUCAAUGGACACCACCAUGUCAUUUUCCAGCUUCCAAGAACAGGAAGCACACCAGCAUCAUCAUGAUCUAACUGCGCAAAUUCCCAUAAUUCCCACCAACCUUAAGAAAGAAUUAGCAGAUGAUGCAGCACUAACUCCAGUAGAAGAGCAGCGAAAGGAAGAGGAUGAGCAAGCAAUGGAGAUGAAGGAGUCUCCCACAUGUCUUCAGACUCCUUUUGGAAAAGACAAGCUGCCAGAGCUCCUGGUUCCCAAAAUGAGCAUGGACUGGACCCAAGACCAAUUUUGGGCACCCAUGAAUAGUCCUUGGCUUCUGCCGACCCCUUAUGCCAACAUUCUCAACAUGGAAUUACUUUGAUUAAAUUGGUGGGUACGUAGGAAAUAAUAAAAGUUUGGUCAUGUAGAUAAAUUUUGGUCGCAACUUGAGGACAGUAAGUGCGUCUCUAACCCGAUCCCAGAAUCCAACCUCGACUAUGCGUUGUAGAAUCUAAGAUAUUUAAGUGAGGAGUAAAAUUUUUAAUGGCAAUUUGAAGCUAGUACGUAUGCACACGUAGAUAAGGACUUGGCGUUGUUUCAGUAAUAACUUUGCAUAGGUUCAAGUGUUUGCAUGCUGUUCUAGAUGAAGAGCAGCUUUGAAUUUAGUUUCCUAGCUCAAUGGCUAGCUUAUCUAUACAUUUUUUUCUUUUCUCUUGAGAGAGAGUAAUGCUAUCUAUCUACAUUAUUACAUUA
This is a messenger RNA of Rosa rugosa (rugosa rose), 1426 nucleotides long. Its product is annotated as NAC domain-containing protein 6. The record is from RefSeq and is a predicted model, not a curated record. Gene Ontology annotation, biological process: regulation of DNA-templated transcription. Gene Ontology annotation, molecular function: DNA binding. Lineage: Eukaryota; Viridiplantae; Streptophyta; Magnoliopsida; Rosales; Rosaceae. The transcript has 3 exons. The coding region runs from base 126 to 1055 and encodes 309 amino acids.